CCUCUUUCUUCAACUAACACACGUGGGCUCAGAAGUGCCGUAGACGAUCUAGCAAAAUGCCCUCAUAUAAAGUCGCGGACAUUGGUUUGGCCGAUUGGGGCCGCAAAUGCAUUGAAGUUGCUGAAAAUGAAAUGCCUGGAUUGAUGCAGAUGAGAACAAAAUAUGGUAAGACUAAGCCUUUGGCCGGAGCCCGGAUCGCUGGAUGUCUUCAUAUGACCACACAGACAGCAGUGCUCAUUGAAACUCUUACAGCCCUCGGAGCAGAGGUUCAGUGGAGUAGCUGCAACAUUUUCUCAACACAGGACUUUGCUGCAGCAGCUAUAGCCAAAACUGGUGUCCCAGUCUAUGCUUGGAAGGGAGAGACUGAUGAGGAGUACAUCUGGUGUAUUGAACAGACUUUGAUGUUCCCUGAUGGCAAACCUCUGAACAUGAUCCUUGAUGAUGGUGGUGAUCUCACCAAUCUUGUCCACGAGCGUUUCCCACAGUACCUCGAGGGGAUUAAGGGACUGUCGGAGGAGACCACCACAGGUGUCCACAAUCUCUACAAAAUGAUGAAGAAUGGAAAACUUAAGAUCCCAGCCAUCAAUGUCAAUGAUUCAGUUACCAAGAGCAAGUUUGAUAACCUGUACGGCUGUCGUGAAUCACUCGUUGAUGGCAUCAAGCGUGCAACAGAUGUUAUGUUGGCUGGUAAGGUUGCCAUGGUUGCUGGUUAUGGAGAUGUUGGUAAGGGAUCUGCCCAUGCCCUGAGAGCUUUUGGUGCCCGUGUACUUGUCACAGAAAUUGAUCCAAUCAAUGCCCUCCAGGCUGCAAUGGAAGGAUUUGAAGUGACAACUGUUGAGGAAGCUCUGAAGAAGGCCAGAAUCUUCGUCACUGCUACUGGGUGUAAGGAUAUCAUUCAUGGUAACAUGUUCGAACAGAUGCUGGAGGAUGCUGUUGUGUGUAAUAUCGGACAUUUUGACUGUGAACUUGAUGUCAAAUGGCUUAAUGAAAACUGUGCCAAAAAAGAACAAAUCAAACCUCAGGUUGAUAGAUAUACUCUGAAGAAUGGGCGUCAUAUCAUACUGCUUGCUGAGGGUCGUCUUGUGAAUCUCGGCUGUGCCCAUGGACAUCCAAGCUUUGUCAUGUCCAAUUCCUUUACAAAUCAAGUUCUUGCCCAAAUUGAACUGUGGACCACACCCUACAAACUUGGUGUUCAUCUUCUACCAAAGACUCUUGAUGAACAAGUAGCUGCUGCUCAUCUUGAUCACUUGGGAGUUAAGCUGACCAAACUCUCGGCAGACCAGUCAGAGUACCUCGGAAUCCCACAAGAAGGUCCCUUCAAACCAGAAAUUUACAGAUACUAAGAUGUAUGGAGAGCCAAGGGGGACUCGAGGACAGUGGCUAUUUGAUAUAGUACAUAGAUAUUUAUGCAGAUAUGUCGCUCAAUUCAUUAGCAACCUGUCACCCCUAUAAGUGUUAUUAGACCAAUCAUGAACUAAGAAAGAGCUCAUCUAAUUCACUAUAAUGGGGUUGAUAUGGUUCUAAGAUAAAAUGGGUUUCAUGAGACACAACUCUUAUCAAAUUUUGUGUGGGGAUGGAAUUGAGUACCAUUUCAUUUGCAUGAUGAGAAUAAGAUAUAUAUCAUAAGUUAAGAACUGUCAUUGAGAAUUCAGAAAUCCAAUUGAACUGUGUAUGUUUGUUGGUAAUGUUAUUUGUUACAGAUGCUGUGUUUCUGAAUUUCCAAUAUUAAAGCUUUAAGCUAUGCUAAUGCAAACAAGGCCUCCCAUAUAUAUCUGUAAAUGAGUCCAUUUGAAAUAGUUCUUUGCUAAAAUGGAGUGCAUUUUUUUCCAGGCAUAUUGAAUAUAUUUUAAACAGAUUUGUUUUCUAUCAUGUCAUCUUCAUGAAAAAUAAAAAGAAAAAAAUAUUAGAAA
Messenger RNA from Ylistrum balloti, 1910 nucleotides. RefSeq names its product adenosylhomocysteinase B-like. Gene Ontology annotation, cellular component: cytosol. Gene Ontology annotation, biological process: L-methionine cycle. NCBI's taxonomy places the organism in Eukaryota, Metazoa, Mollusca, Bivalvia, Pectinida, Pectinidae. The record is from RefSeq and is a predicted model, not a curated record. Bases 57 to 1343 code for a protein of 428 amino acids. Gene Ontology annotation, molecular function: adenosylhomocysteinase activity. The transcript is spliced from 9 exons.